CAAUCGCAAAACCUUUUACCUACCUUAUCAAAAUACCCACUUUGACUAAACCUUUAAUUUGAUAGAUAGUUUUUCUUUCUCAUUUGAAUUCACAUUAGGAUUUUGAAUUUUUAAUCGAUCAUGUCUUCUCACUUCGUCGGACUUCCAAUCAGUGUGGAACUUUCAAAUGGAAAUGUAGUACAAGGAGUGGUUAGUUACAUCGAUCAAGCGAAUGGUAAACUUCAUCUCAAGCAAGCGCGGCUUUGCAGAUUCGAUGGUACCUUGAGUUCUACUCAAGAUGAUCUAGUGGUCGAUAAGGAUUCUGUGAAAGAUUUGACUUUACUCAGCGUACGACCAAGUAAUUCACCAUUGACCAACAAUCCGAUCAACCAAUCUACCCGAGCUCAGGAUCCUAAUCAGACACCUCAUUUGGCGAGACAUGCUUCAGAACAGAUCUCCUCCGCUCACUCUGGUCCACAAAUCGUAGCUCAAUCCGAACGACAUUCCUCCAAUCUACCUCACCCUUCGACAAACUCGACGCCCGAAAGCGAUCAUCUUGGUGAUAGUGUGGCUACCCUUACUUCUCCAGCUGCAAACUCACGAACUAAGGUCCCUCGUAGGCGUCGAAAACCGGUGAAGGCACAUCAACAACGAGCGUCCCAUCUUGCGGUCUCAUUUCAGGAAGUUAGUACAGGUGGGGAGAGCAGCUUUUCAGCUAGGGAAGAUACAGAUGGAGCACCCUCUCCACCCCUUUCACCUGGUGCCUCUGCUGAUUACGAAUCAAACCCAACGCAAACAAAGUCGGACUUCAGUAAAGAUUUUGACUUUCAAGCCGGUUUACAAGCAUUCGAUAAAGCCAAAUUAUGGGCAGAAAUUGCACUGGUGGACGCUACCGAUCCGGCUGAUCGACUGGUGGCCUAUAACAGAAAGAAACCGAUUUCUAAGAAUGGAGCUAGCUAUGAGACACCCCGAUCACGUAAUUUGGGACCAAACGAAAUGGUUUUAUCGGCUCAGGAGCAAGCUGUCAAUGGAGUGGCUGUCGCAAGUCCCUCGUUGCAGGCAAAUCAGAUAUCAACGCCAUCGCGACUGAUUUCUACAGAAGGAAGACCUGUAUAUCCUGUUACAUUUGAGCGUCUUAAUCAAGCCUUCAAUUUGGCUUCGGUGGAAUAUGGACCGAAUUUAGUACAACGUAUCGAAAAUGGAGCUCGAUCAAUCGCCCAAUACAUUAUCAAUCUCUUACGAAGACGACACGGUCAAAACAGAUCAAUGAUAGAAAGCUCUGUGAUCUCCUUCGUAGUCAGUUGUAAUGCAAAUAAGGGUUCAUCUGCUGUCAGAGCUGCCACCUUACUCGCCAAUAAAGGAUACACCGUUUGUCUCGUUCUUGCCAAUGCCUAUGGAGAUCGAGCUCACAACGGCACGACUAAUGGUACCGCGUACUAUCCAGAAUUACCAUCCUCACCCAUGUUGAUUGUGGAAGCGCUGGCUGAGAACUCCAUCUCACAUGUCUCAGACCAGCGAGUCAUCAAUCAAGAUUUGCUUUCAUACAUUAAAAGAGCUCCGAUCCUAAGUAUCGACACUCCUAGUUAUGUAAAUUACGACACUGGUGAAUUUUUAGUGAAUCAAGAUUUGAUCCCCAAAAGUCAACACCUAAUCUGUUUGGCAGCCAUACCACAAGGCAUCGUAGAACAUCCUAAUAGACCCAAUGAGAUCUGUUUAGCAGAUCUAACAUUACCAUCGAUUUGUUGGAAUGAAGAGAAUGGAGAGAAGAAACCAGGUGAAGAGAAGAGAAGAGUACCAUCUGUUUGGGGAGAUGAUUGGAUAAUGAUGUUGAACUUUUGAACACGAAAAUGAUCUGUUUGUUAUUUGUUUGCUUUUUUUGAUAUAUAUGUGUGUGAUUGUGUGUUCUUCUUUCUGGUUUCAUUUGAUUGUCACAUGUCGUUAUGAGCAACCUCUCAUUUCAGAGAUUUAUACAUAUAUAUAUAUAUCUUUUAUUUUUUUGAUUCUUAUGUGAUUUAAAUUUGCAGAGUAAAUGUGAAUAAGAAUCAAACAAGAACGAUUGACAAUGUUGAUAUGUUUUUCUUUUCUUUAUGAUUGAAAGUUUAAGAUACAUGAAGUGGUUGAUUUGUUUUGCGAAUGAAUGUAAAAAAGUCAUAUAAACGUCUUUUUUAGUUG
Messenger RNA from Melampsora larici-populina 98AG31, 2151 nucleotides. RefSeq lists its product as uncharacterized. The coding region runs from base 121 to 1818 and encodes 565 amino acids. NCBI's taxonomy places the organism in Eukaryota, Fungi, Basidiomycota, Pucciniomycetes, Pucciniales, Melampsoraceae. Gene Ontology annotation, cellular component: P-body. Gene Ontology annotation, biological process: deadenylation-independent decapping of nuclear-transcribed mRNA; P-body assembly. Gene Ontology annotation, molecular function: mRNA binding. The record is from RefSeq and is a predicted model, not a curated record. The transcript is spliced from 6 exons.